UUCUAUUUGCAUAACACAACCGUGACGCAAAAAGGGCGGGGACUACGGCUUGCCAUGUGUCGCCAGAGUUCUCCAAGUAAAUAAAAGGCGAUCCAAGAUGCUCCUGCAACAGAACAUCGCGAUUUCGAGGCAGCUCUUUGAAGAUUUUCCCCCCCUUUCGAGAACCAAGAUGCCUCAGACGCUGAAGAUCGCCAGCCGGGCAUCCUUGCUGGCCAGAUGCUUUCCUGAAAUAGGGUCCGAAUCACUCCUCCGUUCCCAGGCGAGGAUGAUCAAGACCCACAAGACCCUGGACGAGAUGCCGGGACCCAACGCGCUCAGCUUCUUCACCGACCUUUUCUGCAAAAAAGGGCUGUCGAGACUGCAUGAACUCCAAAUUGAAGGCAAAGCCAAGUAUGGUCCAGUGUGGAAGGCCAGCUUCGGGCCCAUCCUGACAGUCCAUGUUGCAGAUCCUAGCCUGAUCGAGCAGGUGCUCAGACAGGAGGGCAAGCACCCCAUCCGCUCUGAUCUCUGUUCCUGGAAGGAUUACAGGGUCUGUCGGGGACAUGCCUACGGACUGCUCACUGCGGAAGGUGAAGAAUGGCAGCAAAUCCGCAGCAUCCUGGGGAAACACAUGUUGAAGCCCAAGGAAGUGGAGUCCUAUACAGGCACUCUGAACAAUGUGGUAACGGACCUGAUCCACCGGCUGCAGCACCAGCAAAGCCUCCAUGAGCAACAUGUAGUAAAGAACCUGGCCAAUGAGUUCUACAAGUUUGGACUAGAAGGCAUCUCUUCCGUCCUCUUUGAAUCCCGCAUCGGUUGCUUAGAACCCAAAGUCCCAAAGGAAACAGAGACCUUCAUUAGCUCCAUCAAUACGAUGUUCGUCAUGACUCUGCUCACCAUGGCAAUGCCCAAGAUCUUGCACCGAAUUUUCCCAAAACCGUGGCAGAAGUUCUGUGAAUCUUGGGACUACAUGUUUGAGUUUGCCAAGGGACACAUUGACAAGCGGAUGGCUGAAGUUGCAGAAAGAAUCGCACGGGGAGAAGAAGUGGAAGGAAAAUACUUGACUUACUACCUAGCCCAGGAAAAACUGUCCAUGAAAUCCAUCUAUGGAAAUGUGACUGAGCUUCUCCUUGCUGGUGUGGACACAAUAUCAAGCACUUUAUCCUGGAGCCUGUACGAGUUGGCCCAUCAUCCAGAGGUACAAAGAGCCCUCCACAAAGAAAUCACAGGAGUCAUGAAGGACAACCCGAUCCCUAUGGCAGCUGAUGUCGCUCAGAUGCCACUGCUGAAGGCAGUGGUGAAGGAGGUAUUGAGGUUGUACCCAGUGAUCCCUGGCAAUGCACGUGUCAUCUCAGACCGGGACAUCCAAGUGGGAGAAUACCUCAUCCCCAAAAAGACUCUGAUCACCCUCUGUCACUAUGCUACCUCAAGAGACAAGAAAUACUUCUCCAACCCCAACGCGUUCCAGCCUGAGCGCUGGCUGCACAAGGACGGCGCCCAUCACCCAUAUGCCUCCAUUCCCUUUGGCUUCGGCAAGCGCAGUUGCAUCGGCCGGCGCAUCGCUGAGCUGGAACUGUAUCUGGCUCUGGCCAGGAUCCUGAUGCAUUUUGAAGUGAAGCCAGAACAAGGCGGCCACGCCGUUAGACCCAUGACCCGUACUCUGCUGGUACCCGAGAAAGAGAUCAACCUGCAGUUUCUGAACCGCUGAAGGGAGAUGGAGCAGAACCACGUGUUUGUGGUUCCCAACAAAGCAGGACCCUCAAGAGGAAAAGGGGCCCUAGCAGUUGGCAGUGAAGCUGCACCCUCUGAGCUGUUUGGGACUUCCUUAAAAGGUCCACCAAAGGGAGAAAAUGAAGGAGAACCGCAUCACUCACUGACUGAGAUCUGCUAAGGACGUAGCCCAGGGCUACCUCUGGGAAGGUGCACAUUUUAUGUCUCUCAAGGCUCCAGGGAGUACAUCUGAAGGUUGCAGUGACUGUGUGAUGCACAUAACGUCUUCAGGAGUGUCAGGAGUACCAGAAGCAUCAGGUUCAGAACCGUCGGUAUCGGCCACGUUGCCUGUCAUGAUGCCAAGGUGGUGCCUUCGACUUCCAGAUCUCCACCUUCAACCCCACGGAGAGGUUUCUCUCUUUCGAAGUGAAAGAAACACACUUCAAAGGGCUAAAAGAUCCUCGGAUAAUAGUGCCGUUGAAACCGAGGUUUAACCAAAAAAGUCACCUGCUGAAACGUCCUCUGAGUUGUCCUUUCUUGCACUCCACUUCGACCUCUGAGCAGUCUGCCCCUCCGCCUCAGGAACCAACUGUCAAAUGUACUUUGACUUGGAUUCCAUUGAGCAGGAGGGGGUUGGGCUGGAUGGUCUAACUGGCCCCUUCCUAUACCAUUAUUUUUCUGUGAUUUGCAGCACUAGCUGUAUAUGAGCAGAAAUCCACUCAAGUUGAGAACACAGCGCAGAUCUACGUGGUCUGGAGAUGAACAACAAUUAUGUAUUUAAAUGCCUUAAUACUAUUCUGCUACGGUUUAAUAUUUAAUGCAUUUCCCAGUAUAUUUAUAUUUUUAUGUCCUGUAAUUUUUAAAUAUAUAAAUAUUUUUAUCUGAAGAUGUCAGAAAAAAA
Molecule: messenger RNA, 2590 nt
Organism: Pogona vitticeps (central bearded dragon)
Lineage: Eukaryota; Metazoa; Chordata; Lepidosauria; Squamata; Agamidae
Gene: CYP27B1
Product: cytochrome P450 family 27 subfamily B member 1
Biological process (GO): cellular response to peptide hormone stimulus; C21-steroid hormone biosynthetic process; cholesterol metabolic process
Cellular component (GO): mitochondrial inner membrane
Molecular function (GO): heme binding; iron ion binding; oxidoreductase activity, acting on paired donors, with incorporation or reduction of molecular oxygen
Source: RefSeq, a predicted model, not a curated record